AUGCUUUCAUUGUCGCGCUUCAUACUUGGUGUCAGCCUGUACAGUGCUCUCGCCAGCUGUCAGACAACACCAUUCGAUCCACGCGAAGCAUCGAUAGCAUCGAUACAUAACGCGCUUUUCUCACGUCUAACAACAUGCCGGGAUGUUGUGACAGCUCAUAUCGCUCGCAUCGAAGCUUACAAUCCAUUGAUCAAUGCCAUAAUCACAAUCAAUCCCGAAGCUCUAUCGAUCGCGGACGAAUUCGACGAUGCACUCGCAUCUGGCAACGCCACUGGUGCCCUCUUCUGUAUCCCAGUCCUCCUUAAGGAUAAUUAUGAUGCUCUUCCCAUGGUCACCACGGGAGGCUGCGCAGCACUCAACGCGUCAACACCGACUCUAGAUGGGCCUGCCGUGACAGCCCUACGUCGAGCCGGUGCGGUCAUUCUCGGCAAAGCCAAUCUCCACGAGUUGGCACUUGAAGGCCUCUCAGUAUCAUCCUACGGAGGGCAGACCAUCAAUUCCUACGACUCGGCUCGUACACCUGGUGGCAGCUCUGGCGGCAGUGGUGCAGCCAUAGCUGCCUCCCUGGCCGUGCUUGGCACAGGUAGCGACACUGUCAACUCGCUGCGCAGUCCCGCCAGCGCGAACAGUCUCUACAGCUUCCGACCUACAUGGGGUCUGAUCUCUCGAGCUGGUGUUGUUCCAAUCUCAUAUACGCAAGACACUAUCGGCGCAAUGGGUCGUUCUCUUAUGGACAUUGCAACUGCUCUCACUGUGAUGGCAGGUGUUGGCUACGACCCUGCCGAUAAUGCAACUGCCAAAAUCCCCGCCUCGGUGAAAGACACUGACUACACGCUUGCUCUCUCACCGUCGAGCGCCCCAGCGCUAUCCAGCCUGCGCAUAGGUGUCUUACUUGGGUUCUUCAAUUUCACAUCUGGCCCCGAUGUCGAUCCCGUCAAUGCCGCCAUGACCCAGGUCCUCUCUGUCCUCUCCUCAUCCGGCGCCACACUCAUCAACAUCACCGACACCUCAACCUACAACGCCACAGCAAUAUCCUCUGCGAUGGACGUUCAACAACUCGAAUAUCGCGAAGCCCUUACAGCAUAUCUCUCCUCUUCCAACCUCACCGGACCUCGUCCUCAGUCCAUGCCAGAGCUCUAUCUGAACACUUCCGAGUAUCUCGUAAUCCCCAGUCAGUAUUCCUACGUCAACAACGCACUGAUCUCCUCCACUUCGAACUCCAGCUACGCGGCGAAGCAGCGCCUCAUCACAAACCUCACGACCACACUCCACAGUCUCUUCGCCUCCAACGACCUCGACGCGAUCAUUUACCCCGAGCAGAAAAACCUCGUUGUGCCCAUUGGCUCGCCGUCCCAAUCUGGACGGAAUGGAAUACUUGCUGCGCUUACUGGUAGUCCGGUGAUCACCAUGCCCGUGGCUUCAGUGAUCCGAGCGACACAGCGCCAAUAG
Messenger RNA from Cyphellophora attinorum, 1449 nucleotides. Its product is annotated as Glutamyl-tRNA(Gln) amidotransferase subunit A 2. The record is from RefSeq and is a predicted model, not a curated record. The transcript has a single exon. The coding region runs from base 1 to 1449 and encodes 482 amino acids. NCBI's taxonomy places the organism in Eukaryota, Fungi, Ascomycota, Eurotiomycetes, Chaetothyriales, Cyphellophoraceae.